AUGAAUCUCAUGUUGUCAGUCGAGUCUGGGGACAAUGACGCCUUCUACAGGAUACAGCGAGCUGAUCGGGGGAUCGUCUACGUCGCCGUCUUUGGUGAAGACUUUCUUCCCGGGCACGCCCGUAACCACGGCCCCACGGUCCUGGCCGAACUGGAGAAACUGGACGAGUGGAACACGCCCUGGACGACCCUCACGAUCCAUGUGGGCAAGGGAACGACGCGCUGCGACCUCGACAGGACCCCUGUCCCCUCCGUUCCCAAGACGUAUCUUCUCGACGAAUACCCCGUCUACCGCUUUGAAAGCCUCCGCCUUGUUCGCAAGCACAAGUCGCGCACCUCCGAGGUCGAGAUCGACGGCAAUGUGUACUUUCUCAAGAUUGCACGUUUUCCCCACGAGAUCCCAUAUGUCAUCCAAGAACUCCAGAGCUAUCAUGGCCUGAUAGACUGCCCUGUCACCGCCAAGCUCGUCGGCUAUGUGUACGAGACACACGCGGACCGCGUCAUUGGCUUCUUGGCGGGAAAGCUCGAGGGGCGCGUUCCCAAUCUCGGCGAUCUGGAGGCGUGCAAGACCGCGCUCGAUACCCUUCACCACUACCUGAUCCAUGGCGACCUUGUCAAGUACAACAUUGUGGUAACGCAGCAAGGACCCAAAUUUAUCGAUUUUGAAGAUUCGGUGCUUCAGGGUACAGAUGCCUGGAGCAGCAGUGCCCGAGACGCGGAGACGAAGAUUCUAGAAGCUAAACUAGCCGACGAGUCGGGAGCCGGCCGUCCUUGGUAG
This is a messenger RNA of Sporothrix brasiliensis 5110, 777 nucleotides long. RefSeq lists its product as uncharacterized. The record is from RefSeq and is a predicted model, not a curated record. The coding region runs from base 1 to 777 and encodes 258 amino acids. The transcript has a single exon. NCBI's taxonomy places the organism in Eukaryota, Fungi, Ascomycota, Sordariomycetes, Ophiostomatales, Ophiostomataceae.